AUGAAACGAAGGGGGGCCCCCAGGGGGGCCCCCGGGGGCCCCCUUUUUGCUGCUGCUGCUGAUGAUGAUGAUGAUGAUGAUUUGUUUAUAUAUGAAGACCCCCCUGAGUUUGUAUCUGAGCAGCAGCAAGAAGAGCAGCAGCAGCAGCAGCAGCAGCAGCAGCAGCAGCAGCGUAGACAACUGCAGCGGGAAUUACAUCAACAGCAUCUUCUGCUGCAGCAGCAACAGCAGCAGCAGCAGCAGCAGCAACUGCAGCAGCUGCAGCAGCAAACCUUCACCUACCCGAGGAUACCCUUUUCUCCUAUAGAUGCUGGGGGGCCCCCCACCCCUUUCCUUACAUCUUUGGGGGGCCCCCUCGUCUCCGCCUAG
This is a messenger RNA of Eimeria mitis, 369 nucleotides long. RefSeq lists its product as uncharacterized. The coding region runs from base 1 to 369 and encodes 122 amino acids. The transcript has 2 exons. Lineage: Eukaryota; Apicomplexa; Conoidasida; Eucoccidiorida; Eimeriidae. The record is from RefSeq and is a predicted model, not a curated record.